GCUGUGUGCUCCACCCAGAUCACCUCCAAGUUCGACAGGUUCAUCAAGUCCGACACGUGCUCCGCGGUCCCCAUGUCUGCGGACAAGAUUUGCUCUGACGGUCCCGUCGUGGAGCCCGUUGUCGACAAGGGCCCCGAGUGCUCCGGCCGCACCGUCACCGUCAAGCGCAUGGACCGCGCCGGCCUCGAUGGCCACGGCUGGGGCAUGAACCUGCAGUUCAUGUGCGGCGACUCCAAGGUGAGCAUCGGCAACAGCCGCGGCUCCCAGACUCAGUCCACCGUCGUCAACACCCCCAUGCACAAGGGCGACUGCGUCGCGCGCAUUGACAAGUCCAACUGGCUCGGCGGCUACACCUACCCGGACUUCUUCGACGUCACCGUCGGCGAGUGCCCUCCUCCUCCCUCCCCGCCCGCCCCCGUCGUCGACAAGGGCCCCGAGUGCUCCGGCCGCACCGUCACAGUCAAGCGCAUGGACCCCGCUGGCCGCGAUGGCCACGGCUGGGGCAUGAACCUGCAGUUCAUGUGCGGCGACUCCAAGGUGAGCAUCGGCAACAGCCGCGGUUCCCAGACUCAGUCCACCGUCGUCAACACCCCCAUGUACAAGGGCGACUGCGCCGCGCGCAUCAACAAGUCCAACUGGCUCGGCGGCUACAGGUACCAGGAUUACUUCGACGUCACCGUCGGCGAGUGCCCUCCUCCUCCCUCCCCGCCCGCCCCCGUCCCCGUCGAGCCUACGUGCUCCAGGGCCGUCACUGCUCGCCGCCUCGACGCCAACCACGGCUGGGGCAUGAACCUCAGGAUCAAGUGCGGCACCGACACCGUCACCAUCGGUAACUCCGACCGCCAGACCAAGACCGUCUACUCCAACGCGGGCAUCAAGGGCUGCCCCUCCAAUGUCGACAGGAACAGCUGGGUCGGCGGCGACCGCUACGGCGACCGCUUUGACAUCACCAUGGGCCCUUGCCAGCCCGAGCAGACCGUCCAGUGCCGCCGCACCGUCACCGCCACCCGACUGGACGCUAACCACGGCUGGGGCAUGAACCUUCGCUUCCGCUGCGGCGGCCAGGUUGUCUCCAUUGGCAGCUCCGGUUCCCGCUCCAGGUCCACCACCACCAGUUUCACCAUGUCCGACGGCCAGUGCCCCGGCGAGGUCAACAGGAACAACUGGGAGGGCCACGACAGGUACGGCGACAGGUUCGCCAUCAAGGUCUCCGGCUGCGUCGGUGCCGCCCUCGGCGAUGCCCAGAAGUACGACCACGAAGACAAGCUCAUCCAGUAAAUGGAUCAGCAAGCAAGUGCUCAUCAAGUAAAUCUCGCCGCACAGUGUGAGACCCCGAGCCAUUCUCAGACAAAGAGACGCGCGCACUCUCGUUUCGCCUUUUACGAACGUGAGACGCUCGAUGCGCUCUUCUGUUCAAUUAUGCACGUAUCGAAACGAGGACCCCUUCGUAUUUGAAAUAACAAAACGAGACGUUCCUCGAC
Molecule: messenger RNA, 1481 nt
Organism: Micromonas commoda
Lineage: Eukaryota; Viridiplantae; Chlorophyta; Mamiellophyceae; Mamiellales; Mamiellaceae
Exons: 1
Coding region: 73-1278 (401 amino acids)
Source: RefSeq, a predicted model, not a curated record